UUUCACUGACGUCCGACAUUGAUUUGUAUUUUGUGUACAUUAGUACAGUAAACCAGCAGUAAACAGUAUAUAUCUCAACUCGAACUUUAAUUCUUAAUAAACUUAUAGGUUACACGAGUUAGUUAUUUGAAAACGGUUAUAGAAUCAAGAUUUGAUACUUCAAUAUUUUAAAAUCGACAGCGGUAUAAUUUGUAAAAUGUCAAAUAAUGGGGAAGAACCAGCUAUAUUGGCUCAGCAAUGUUAUUUAAAAAAAGACUAUGCAGCGGCGCUUCAACAUCUUAGUGAAUUAGAAAAUCUUGUUAGUAAUAAUACUGUUCUCCUCAAGCGUGUACAACAUAAUAAAGCAGUGGUUGAAUUUGCUGCGUCUGAUAUGAAAAAUAUUGAAAACUUUAAAACAUGUAUGUCUGAUUGUGCCGGUGUUGACUUCCCAGAUGAAGAAGUUACUGAAAUAUCAUCUCCUUUUGCGUUAUAUAACUAUGCAGUAAUAUUAUAUCAUUAUCGAUAUUACUACCAAAGUGUAGUAAUACUUGAGAAAUUAUUGGCCUCAAAGGUUAUUAAGGAUAAAAAGUUACUACAUUAUGUAAUAUUACUCCUGUUAGAAUGCACACUUUGCAGACGCACUUACGAAAAAACACAAGAAAUUGCAAAUGCUUAUGGUGACAGCUUUAAAUCAAAUAAUGAAUUUAGUCAUUUGUAUCAACGUCUCAUAAGCAGAGCACAAGUGUUUCUUGGACAAAAAGUUCAUCUAAAGGCGGACUCAAUAGAGAAUGUUUUAAUAGUGGCACAACAACAGUAUCUCAAUGGUAAUGUUAAUGAUUCUUGUAACACAAUAAGUUUGUAUACAUCAUUAGAGUGCCAUUAUGAUGUCAGAAAUGAAGGUGAAGAUGUUUGGGCUGCAUUAAACAAUAAUCUUGGAGUUAUCUACUUGUCAUUAAAAAAACCUUACUUGGCAAGAAAGUACUUCCAAAAUGCAUUAAAAGAACAUUUUAAAAAUUUAGAAAGUGAUGAUGGUGACAGGCUUAUUAUUUGUAAAGAUCAUCCAAUUUAUGUCUAUAAUCUUGGGUUAGCACUACAUGCCACUAAGAACAUUGAAGGAGCAUUUGAGUGUCUAGUGGAAGCUGCAAGACAUUACCCAAACAAUCCACAAAUCUGGGUUAGACUAGCAGAGUGUUGUAUUAAGAAGUGUUGCAGUGAAGAAGUCCAAAAGUUCAUUGUAAAAAAACUUGGUAACGGCUCUCAUACAAGAGUCCUCGUUGCAAAAGAAAAAGAGAAAUAUUCAUUAGCUGGAGAAUCAUAUGCUAUACCAUCACUUUCUCUCGAGUUUGCAGCACUUUGCUUAAGAAAUGCUGUAACAUUGUUACUUAAUCAAGAAUCUCCCACAGAUGAAACACAUCCUUUCAUUCAGGCACCUCCUGGGCCUCCUAUUAACUGGAAACAAAGAUGUGAAUUAAAGAAUUCAAUACAUGUACUACAGAGUUAUGUUUACUUGCAUCUUCAAGAUCCUCUUGCUGCUUUAGUCAGUGCCAAUGAAUUGUUAAGUGAAAGUGAUGCUUCAAAUGGUCAUAAAACUUGGGCUCAUAUCUAUGCUGCUGAAGCAUUGAUUAUACUGGACAAGACAGUAGAAGCAAUAGAGCAUUUAAAGCCAACAAUGAUUCAUGAACUAGUAUCUGGUCUUACUGAUCAAACCAGAGACAUAAUUGGUCUAGCAGUAUGGGCUAAAGCCGCUGUGUGUAAUAUAUUACGUGGAGAUCUACUACAGGCAAGAAAAAUCCUCCAGCAAAUAAAUUCUUCCAAAGUUUUGCCAUUACAAAUGUAUGUAGAAAUUUGCUUAGGAUGUGUAGAAAACUGUCAUACAUUACUGCGGAAAAUACGAUAUUCUCACAUAUCUCAAUAACUAUACACAAACAUUAUCAAUUAUUCAUUAACUUCCCAUAUAAAGUAUUUUCAGCUAUACCUAAAUGCUGAAAAUUCAACAUGCUUAAUAGCCAAAUAUAAGGCUGAAGUAUUCAGUCUAUGAUGCUUAAUGUCAUUUAUUUAAAUUAAUAUGUUACUUAGAUUUGAUUCUGAUUUUUCAGUCAUAAUAUAGUCUAUUGUUAAAUCUAAUCUAUAUAUGACAGAAGUUGAAUGUAAA
Pieris brassicae (large cabbage white) is the source of this 2131-nucleotide messenger RNA. It is a transcript of the gene Not10, whose product is annotated as CCR4-NOT transcription complex subunit 10. Gene Ontology annotation, biological process: mRNA catabolic process; negative regulation of translation. The transcript has a single exon. Gene Ontology annotation, molecular function: protein binding. Bases 197 to 1894 code for a protein of 565 amino acids. NCBI's taxonomy places the organism in Eukaryota, Metazoa, Arthropoda, Insecta, Lepidoptera, Pieridae. The record is from RefSeq and is a predicted model, not a curated record. Gene Ontology annotation, cellular component: CCR4-NOT complex.